AUGCCGUCUCCAGAUAAUCGAAAACAAGAUCGCAUUUGGUUGGAGACAAUGGUUGAGGUGCCUUCUGGAGUAGGCGAUGACGACGAGCACUGGACGUCCACUAACAAU
This is a messenger RNA of Arctia plantaginis, 108 nucleotides long. The record is from the annotation of a GenBank genome assembly. NCBI's taxonomy places the organism in Eukaryota, Metazoa, Arthropoda, Insecta, Lepidoptera, Erebidae.